AUGUUCACUGGUAAGGAGAUGCAAGAAUUUGCCACUGAUUAUCGAAUAAAAUUAUUGACCUCUACACCUUAUUAUGCUCAGGCCAAUGGCCAAGUUGAAUCUUCUAAUAAAAUUAUCAUCAACAUAGUUCAAAAAAUGUUGGAAGAAAAUCCAAAGGAUUGGCAUCGAAUUUUAUCAGAAGCACUCUGGGCGUAUCGCACCUCUAGGCGAAAUGCUACUGGAGUAAGUCCAUUUAUGCUAACCUAUGGUCAUGAUGCAGUGUUACCCAUGGAGGUGGUGGUGAGGUUAUUGAGAGUAGCUAAGCAGAAUCAUUUGACUCCAGAAGAUUACAAUGAAACCAUGAUGAUGGAGUUAGAAAAUCUAGAAGAAGGGAGACUUCAGGCUUUAAACAAUAUGAUUAUACAGAAGAAGAAAGUCUCCAUAAGCUACAACAAGAAAUUGAUCUUACCCCCUGGUACUAAAGAUAGAGAAUAUGGGAAAUGGUCUACUAAUUGGGAAGGGCCAUUCUUAGUCCACAAGGUGAUGAAGGGGAAUGCGUACUGGCUAUCAAGUCUAGAGGGUGAGCCUCAUAAAAAAUUUAUUAAUGGAAAGUACUUGAAGAAAUACACUCCCACCAUCUGGGAGAAAUACAACUUAGAAAUGACUUAA
This is a messenger RNA of Mercurialis annua (annual mercury), 648 nucleotides long. RefSeq lists its product as uncharacterized. The transcript has 2 exons. Gene Ontology annotation, biological process: DNA integration. The record is from RefSeq and is a predicted model, not a curated record. Gene Ontology annotation, molecular function: nucleic acid binding. NCBI's taxonomy places the organism in Eukaryota, Viridiplantae, Streptophyta, Magnoliopsida, Malpighiales, Euphorbiaceae. The coding region runs from base 1 to 648 and encodes 215 amino acids.